Messenger RNA from Coffea arabica (coffee), 1473 nucleotides. The record is from RefSeq and is a predicted model, not a curated record. NCBI's taxonomy places the organism in Eukaryota, Viridiplantae, Streptophyta, Magnoliopsida, Gentianales, Rubiaceae.
AUGAGUGUUUUACAAUACCCAGAGGAGAUGAAUUCAUCAGAUCUUCAGAUAUGGAACAAUGCAGCCUUCGACAAUGGAGAUUCUGAAGAUUCAUCGGCAAUACUUAAAUGUUCUUGGUCUCCUCUGAAACCCCAGUUUUUGAAUCCUUCUGAUUCACUUGAAUCUUUUUCGAGUAAAGAAAAUGAAAAUCAGACUCAUCAGUUCCAGCAUUCCUCUAUUUCAUCUGUUUCUUCACUGAAGUCUCCAAUGUCCCAGCCACUCAAGGUUCUUGAUCCGAAUGGGCCGGUUGACAGCUCAAGAAUAAAGUCAAUUAAGGGGUAUUAUAACCAGGGUUUUGCAGAAAAGCCGAUUUUGAGGAGUAACAAUGAAGGGGAGGUUCAUGAUGAGAAGAAGAUUGAUAAGGAAAUUGAGGAAAUUGAGAUGGAAAUCAGCAGGCUUUCUUCAAGAUUAGAGGCUUUGAAGAUUGAAAAGGCUGAGAAAAGUGUGAAAAUGUCUGAAAAGAAAGGAAGGAUUGUGGCUGCAAAGUUUAUGGAUCGAAAACUGGUUGGAAAGAAUGCAGAGGAGAAGAAAAAGAUUGAAGAAAGUUUGGCUACGAGUGCGAAAACCAAGGUUCAGAGAAGAGGGCUAAGUUUGGGUCCAUCAGAGAUUAUGGCUGGGGCAAGAAGGGGUAUGAGUUUGGGACCAUCUGAGAUACUUUCUGAUGUCAAAUCCCGGCAAUUUGGUAAAAAAGAGAGUACGAUUACCCCUGUUCAGCCUAUUCAGAGUAGGCGAAAAUCGUGUUUCUGGAAGCUGCAAGAUAUUGCAGAAGAGAAGGUGACUAAAGAAAGGAGAAAAAGCUUGAGUGUUAGUCCGAAAUCAAGAAAAAAUUUAGCAGGAAAAACUCAGGGUUCAAGGCAGGCAGUCACCACAGUUGCAUCAAAGAAGACUGUGAAGAAAGAAGAGAUGUUUGGUAACUCUGUUCAACCGAAAAAGUUGUUCAAAGAUGCUGAAAAGUCAGUUACAGCUACUAAUAAGAAGCCAUUGAGGCCAGGGAGGGUUGUUGCGAGCCGCUAUAAUCAGAGUAGUAGUCAGACCUCAGCAAUGAGAAAGAGAUCUUUGCCUGAAAAUGACAAGGAUGAAAACAAGAGAUGUGAUAAGAAACGCUCUCUGUCAGCUGGGAAAUCGCGUGAAACACUGCCAGAAAAGAAGAAUUUAGGCACCGAGAGCAGCAGGGUGAAGAAGAGAUGGGAAAUUCCCGCUGAUCUUGUUGUUCAUAGUUCUGAACCUGAGAGUUCUUCUCCAACGACCUCUGUUGUGCCUGAAAUACUUCCAAGAAUUCGUAUUGCUAGGUGCAUUAAUGAGUCCCCCAGGGACUCUGGACCAGCCAAAAGGGUAGCUGACUUGAUAGGAAGGAAGCAAUAUUUUGCUGAGGAUGAAGAGGAGGAGCCAUCAUCAUUGUGCCAAGCCCUAAGUUUUGCAGAUGAUGAGGUUUAA